Doryrhamphus excisus (bluestripe pipefish) is the source of this 2501-nucleotide messenger RNA. RefSeq names its product E3 ubiquitin-protein ligase MARCHF9-like. The record is from RefSeq and is a predicted model, not a curated record. Gene Ontology annotation, biological process: protein ubiquitination. Gene Ontology annotation, molecular function: ubiquitin-protein transferase activity; zinc ion binding. Lineage: Eukaryota; Metazoa; Chordata; Actinopteri; Syngnathiformes; Syngnathidae.
UGCACGUCUUUGUCACAAUGCUCCACAACCUCCAUCAUCAUGACCACAUCACAUCAUCCCCACCAAGCAGAAGCUCUCACAUCCAUCCCUUGUCUCACCAGUGAAAGGUUUUCUGUGGAUGCUAGGACGAAUACCGACAUGAAGGGAUUCUGCGGUAGGCUCCUCACCUGCUCUCAUCAAGAGGAGGAUGGCGACGACAAUGACGCGGCUCCUCCGCCACGCAGCCUGGCAUCGGUGGAUAAAGAAGGCAAACAGGAGAACUCCAUCCAGAGUUUUACAGAGGAUGGACAGCUCAUCCCACAGUGUCGGAUCUGCUUCCAGGGAUCAGAGAAGGGAGAGCUGGUGAGCCCCUGCCGCUGUGAUGGCACCGUACGCUAUACUCAUGAGACUUGCCUUAUCCGCUGGAUCAGUGAAAAAGGUUCCUGGACCUGUGAGCUCUGCAACUUUGAGUACAGGGCCUAUUCGCUUUGCACCAAGAACCCCCUGCAGUGGCAAGCGGUCUCACUGUCCAUAGUUGAAAGGGUACAGAUUUCAGCCACCAUCCUGUGCGUCGUGUUCCUGCUGACAAGUGUGGCUUGGCUCCUGUGGUCCCUCCUGAGCUCCUCUGCAAAAUGGCAGCGACAGGACUUUAUAUUUCAGAUAUGCUAUGGCAUGUAUGGCUUCAUGGACCUGGUUUGUGUAGGACUUCUAAUCCACGAGGGACCUGCUGUCAUCCAGAUCUUGAAGCGCUGGCUUACGCUUAACCAUCAUUGGAAGGUGCUUGAUUAUGAGAAAGAGAAAGACUUGGGCUUGGCACCAAGCGGUGAUGCGGCAGGCAACGAGGAAACGGCAGACAGCCAGGAGGAGACUCACUGCGUCAAGACCUCCCUAGCGCAGCGCUUUGGCAACAAAGUUUCCUUCGUUUUCCACCAGCUACGGCCCAACAACCGUACCAAUGCGGACACUGACGCGGACACUGAUGCCGUCGACAACGAGGACGUGGUCGUGACGGUGACCACCAUAUGAAUGCCUCGCAUGUGGCAAAAACUUGCAGCAUCUGCAUACACAAGCAUAUCUUUUGUAUGGCAACUGCUAAUGAAUAUAUGUCAAUUAUUUUUCACUGUUAAGACCAAAUAUUGAACAAGAAGAAAAUAAUGCUGAUUUCUGUAUUGACUAUCAGCUUUGCUUAUGGAUCAGCCAUUAAAAAUCCAAAUAAAAUCUUAGAUAAAGUGGUCUUAUCAGUAUAUGGAAUGUACACAGCAAAUUUGUGGAGCGAACAUUCUGGUAAAAAGGGAAGCUUUUUCCACUUUUCUGACUUAUGUAGUUAGAAUGUUGUAUUCUCGUGUUAAACGAUGCCUCAGAUAAUGUAGCUUGCACAUUUGGAAUGAGCCCUAAAAAGUUUGGGGUGGCUGAAAACGCUCUGAGCGGGCAAUGCAAAACUGUUGCUUUGGGAUGUCGAAGUGGGCAUCCUUAUGGGCUUUCAAUUAGCCCAUCCGGGCCUUGUUGAGGCUGACAGCAAUGGGAAGAAACUGUCCUUGUGGCGUGAGGUUUUGGUCCUGAUGGACCGCAGCCUCCUGCCCUGAGGGGGACGCUGGAAUAGGUCUAGAUCAGGGGUGCUCACACUUUUUCAGCAUGUGAGCUACUUUUAAAAUGACCGAGUCAAAAUGAUCUACCCACUACAAAAAUGCAAAACAUCUAUUUUCAAAUGUAUUUAGGAUUAUUUGUACGUACAAUGUAUGUUGAUGUACCUUACAUAACCAAAUGAGCCAAUAUUGCAAAACACACAUAAUUAACUAUUAACAUUUUUUGUAAUUACCUCCACAUUACUCCCCAUUUCCCUUCUUUGGUACUGCGAUGGUAGAAUGGCAUAUGAGGCAAACGCACUUCGAAAAAGACAUUGUGAAAAAAAAAGUCCACCUCCCAUUCCGUAUGGAAGUGAUAUGUUUUUGCCUUUUUACUUGGUCCAGCUCCUUCACUCAUUUUAGUGACCAUAAACUUUAGCGAGGGCUUAAAAUCUAACGCAAUUCGCCGACUAGCUUAGCACUUUGCAUCGUUGUUUACGCAUGAGUGGUGACCUAAAGGUCAAAAUUCAGUUGUCAUCUGACUGGUUGUCCUGUAUGUCAAUCAAGUAACGGGGAUGGAUGAUAGGCUGACAUCGUAAGUUCUGCUGCACUUAGAGACGUCGUUUGAUUUGAUUGGUCGCCCGAAGGGCAACAUUCAGUUGUCAUCUGAAUGGCUGCCCUGUAUAUCAAUCAAGUGACGGCAUUGAUGCGAGGAUGAUAUUUUUUUAAUGUCACGCCGCGAUCGACCAGCGAUCGACCAGUACCACCUCCGCGAUCGUCCGGUAGAUCGCGAUCGACUUAAUGAGCACCCCUGAUCUAGAAAGUCUUCUGUGUGGGUUAUUGUGUAUAGCUGCUCUAUACAAAGGGUUGAAAGAUGAGCAUAAUCGGUCCUUUUUAAGCAGAGUUAAAUUUGGAGAAUUUAGAGGGUCUUUACCAAUAAAUCUGGUUUGUUGAGCGAUA